AUGUCCCUCGAGACCGGCGAGCCACCAAAACUGUACGGCGUCAACUUCCAGCCGCCGGCACCGUUCGACUUCGCGAACCCGCCAACGUGGGCGACAUGGCUCAGCCGCUACGAAGACUACGCAGUGGUUUCAGGACUGACGAAAGCGUCGGAAGACACGCAGGUACGCUCGCUACUGUACUGCAUGGGCCCGGAGGCCCGCCCGCUUCUCGAGACCUCGCUCGACGCCCAGUCGCUUGCUUCAUACCAAGCCGUUGCCACCCGCUUCACUGAGCACUUCGUGCACCCGGCAAACGAGCUUUACGAAUCGUCACGGUUCCACAGACGCGUUCAGCUGCCCGACGAAAGCGUCGACACGUACUACGCAGAACUGCGCAGGAUGGUCAAGCGCUGUAACUAUCCGCCUGCUGCUGUCGAGGAAAGGCUCGUACGCGACCGGUUCGUCGUCGGCCUCCGCGACUCCCGUCUCUCGGACCAGCUGUGCCGGAACGCGAAGUUGACACUACAGGACGCCUGGACACAAGCCCGUCAAUCCGAAGACGCCGACAGGGAAAAGGCGUUGCCCCAGAACCGCACCGAGCACUCCCGCGAGCUCAACCUCGACGCCGCAAAAGCUAGCAAGUUCCCCUCUCGCCGCCGCUCCGCCGCUAAGCCUCGUUCGCCGCAGUCGCUAGCAGAGCGCUCACGCGAGCCGUCCACAUGUGAAUUCUGCGGCCGCGCGCCUCAUCGACGUUCAGACUGCCCGGCCCGUCGCUCCACCUGCAACUUCUGCAAAAAGAAAGGCCACUUUGCCGAAGUAUGCCGCUUGCGGAAGUUCAAGCAGUACAAGCUCAGCUCCGUUCACCUGCACGCCGUCGCGACGCCCGCCUCGGCAAAGUUCGUCGACGUCACCGUUGACGACUACACAGCGCAGUUCAAGGUCGACUCCGGAGCCGAAGUAUCUGCUGUUCCCAGCGACUUUCCUACCUUGCCUGCCACACUCGACCAAGUCGACACUCUGCUCACUGGCCCGGGAGGACAGCCACUGCGCGUGCUGGCGCUCCAAGCUCUCCAAGUAGUUCGGUUUCUUGAUCAACUCAAAACUUCAAAAGCGACGCUGCACGCCGAGCUCUUCAAUGGAUUGGGAACCCUCAAGGACGAAUACAACAUCCGGUUGAAACCCGAUGCCGUACCUUUCUCGCUAAGCGUACCUCGCAGGAUCCCCAUUCCGCUGCUCGAGAUUGUCCGCCGCGAGCUGGACAAAUUGGAAAGCGCAGGCGUGAUCCGUAGGGUCGACAAGCCAACACCAUGGUGCUCGGGUCUCGUCGUCGUCCGGAAAGGCGAUGGUUCCUACCGCCUCUGCGUCGACUUAACACAACUCAACAAGGUCGUCCUUCGUGAAAGACAUAUUCUGCCAACUGUCGAGCAAGUCCUUGGCCUCCUCGGCGAUGCAACAGUUUUUUCGAAGCUGGACGCGACCGCAAGCUUCCACCAGGUGAAGCUCGCUGAAGACUCCCAAGAGCUUACGACAUUUAUCACCCCAUAUGGCCGAUACUGCUUCUGCCGGCUCCGCUUUGGCAUCACCUCCGCACCCGAGUACUUCCAAAAGCAGAUGGAAAGAAUCCUGGAGGGCCAAGAAGGAGUCGCCAAUAUGAUAGACGAUAUUUUGGUUUUUGGACGCACCCGCCAGAAACAUGACGUCACACUGAGCCAGGUGCUAUCUCGCUUUGCAAAAGCAGGUAUCACAUUGAACCAGGACAAGUGUCGUUUUGGGGUACCCGAGGUCUCCUUCCUCGGAGUUGUCGUCUCGGCACAGGGCAUCAGGCCAGAUCCGGGCAAGGUCGAAGCAGUCAAAGCCAUGGAAGCCCCAACGGACGUCGCUGGCGUUAGAAGACUGCUCGGAAUGGUGAACCAUCUUGCCAGGUUCUUGCCACACAUCUCGGACGUCACGGCUCCCAUCAGAGCCUUACUGAACAAGUCUGCGAGUUGGGUGUGGCAGCACCAGCAAAAGGCAGCGUUCGAGAAAAUCGAGGAACUCUUGACGUCAGACAGGUGCAUGUGCAAGUACCACCCGUCGUACGCCACUACGGUGUCUGCAGACGCAAGCUCAUUCGGACUCGGCGCAGUUUUGCUACAGACGCAACCCUCAGGAGAGCGCCACCCAGUCGCAUUCGCUUCGAGGUCAAUGACCGAUACCGAGCAGCGUUACAGCCAGACUGAAAAAGAAGCUUUGGCAACGACGUGGGCUAUCCAAAGGUUCGACGAGUUCGUCCGUGGCAUCCCCUUCGACGUCGAGACUGACCACCUGCCACUCGUUUCGCUUCAGGGCAAGAUGGAACUGGACGUGUUGCCGCCUCGUAUUCAGAGACUACGGCUGAAGACCAUGCAAUACCAGUUCCGUAUGCUGCACGUGCCAGGAAAGCUGCUAGCCACAGCUGAUACGUUGUCGCGCAUCACCUACAAGCCACCCACUCCUCUAGACACUAUCGAACUUUUUGCAGCACAGGUAGUCGGCUGCACGUCGGAAGUCUUGCCACUCAGCCCUAAAGACGUGCGACAGGCACAAGAGUCCAAUGGCGAGUGCAAAGCCCUCGCUUCCUACUGCCAGAAUGGUUGGCCUAAAAAGACCACGAUACCACUGCACCUUACAAAGUACGCCUCGGUGGCAGACGAGCUCUCUAUCUGCGACGGUGUUCUGUUGAAGGGCGCCCGGUUAGUCAUCCCAUCGUCCCUUCGGCCAGCGGUCUUGACGCUGUUGCAUGAAGGUCAUCAGGGCAUCAACAGGACCAAAGCCCUAGCUCGGGAGUCAGUUUGGUGGCCCGGUAUCUCGACAGACAUCGCCUCUCUCGUUGCCAACUGUGAACAGUGCGCUUCCACCCGCGUGAACUUUGCCGAGCCCCUGCGCUCCACAGCCCUACCUGGACAUCCCUGGGAAUUCCUUGGAAUAGACUUGUUCCACCUCAACGGCCAGACGUUCAUCCUGGUGGUGGACUAUUACUCAAGGUUCCCUGAGGUGGUGACCCUGAGGAGCACGACAGCUCAGGCAGUCAUUGACGCUCUCAAAUCCAUCUUUGCCCGCCAUGGAAUCCCGCAAGAAGUCAGGUCCGACAACGGCCCACCGUUCUCGUCGCAAGAGUUCGCGGCAUUUGCAGCGUCAUACGGCUUUAACCACAGGACCAGCAGUCCACACUACGCUCAAUCGAACGGAGAGGCGGAGAGGAUGGUGCGGACUAUCAAGGACCUGUUUCGCAAGUCAAAGGAUCCUCAUCUGGCUCUGCUCAGCUAUAGGGACACUCCAGGAGUCAACGGCUUUAGUCCAUCCCAGCUGUUGAUGGGACGUCAACUGAGAACCAGAGUCCCAAAGCAAGGCUCCCAGCUAUGUCCCAACUGGCCUCCAAUGAAAGAAGUCGUCGCCAAGGAUGCGUCUUACAAGCAGAAGCAGGCCGACAAUUACAACAGGCAUCAUGGAGCUCGAGACUUGCCGCCACUCCAAACAGGUCAGCGCGUCUGGGUGCGACCCGAACAAGUGCAGGCUACGGUCCUCAGUCCGGGGCAAAGACCAAGAAGCUACGUGGUCGAAACGGAGCGAGGUGGCACCCUACAGCGCAACCGGCGUCACCUAGUGCCUUUUGGGACUACUGCCUCCGGAGAGGAACCACCACCACUGCAGCAAGUUCGCUGUCAGGAGCCUCGGCCUGCCAACAUCGUGGAAUCAACGGUCCCCCUCGGACAGUCCGUGCAACAGUCCCCUGCAGUCAGGGACCGCAGUGACGGUGUGACUCGAACACGUUACGGCCGGCCUAUCGUUCCGCCACGCCGUUUGAACUUGUGA
Molecule: messenger RNA, 3810 nt
Organism: Dermacentor andersoni
Lineage: Eukaryota; Metazoa; Arthropoda; Arachnida; Ixodida; Ixodidae
Source: RefSeq, a predicted model, not a curated record